This is a messenger RNA of Asparagus officinalis (garden asparagus), 944 nucleotides long. RefSeq names its product DNA-directed RNA polymerase III subunit RPC9-like. The transcript is spliced from 5 exons. Gene Ontology annotation, molecular function: nucleotide binding. The record is from RefSeq and is a predicted model, not a curated record. Gene Ontology annotation, cellular component: RNA polymerase III complex. NCBI's taxonomy places the organism in Eukaryota, Viridiplantae, Streptophyta, Magnoliopsida, Asparagales, Asparagaceae. Bases 328 to 759 code for a protein of 143 amino acids. Gene Ontology annotation, biological process: transcription initiation at RNA polymerase III promoter.
AGUCCUUCAUAUCCCUCUCGAUCCUCACCGAAUAAAAACCCCGACUUUCUCAAUCAUAAAAGCCCUCAACCCUGGACCUCGAAAUCCCCAAAUCUCCCGCCCGCUCUCGUCGCCGGCGGCUCGGCCAGCGAGAUCGCGAUCUCUCCUCGUCGUCGUCGUGAAAUCCCCUCUCUGCGGACUCCGCCUCGUCGCAAUUUCUCCGAUGCGCCUUACUUAGGGUUCUAGGAUCACUUGACGAGUUCGUACGGAUCGAUCCUUGUUCGAAUCUUUUACUGGGGAAAGAGGCCUCUGCGAGAUUCAAUUUAGCCUUUUUCUCUGCGCCUUUUCAUGAAGAUAUUAAAAAAGAAUGACGGACCACUCACUAAUUUUGAAGUCCUUGAGUUCUUGCGUUCACGAGGGGCAACUAGCGACCCUUUAGGUUGUCUUGGUUCUGUUGCAGCAUCUGAGUGCAAGGUAUUUGAUUAUCUCAUCCAAACUCCCGCAUGCAAUCAGACAAGAAAGGAUGUUGAUGAAUUUUUGAAGAGGUCUGAGAAUUUCGAUCUAGCAAAAGCUGAAAAACUAAAUAUUAUCAACUUGAGACCAUCCACCCAAGCAGAAAUUUAUCCGAUUAUUGAGUAUUGUGACAAGAGAUUUGCUGGCAAUGAAGAUGAAGGUAUAUCAAAAGUCGAUGAGCUCGUUCAAAUGGUUGUUGAGAUUUUACCUCCCCCUCCAAAGUCUGAAGAGGAGACAUCCGAUCAAAAUGAAGAAGAAGCAAAAUGAGAAUUCUCAGAUAUUGGAUUCGGAAGCACUGCAGGAUUUUGGGGAAGAAUUUUCUGCUGCUGGAACUGUUACCUACUUAUCUUUCCUUCAAGAGGCCAGUGAAAAUGAAAAUGGAUAUUAUUAAACAAUGUGUAAUGUGUAUUAUUUGUUUCGCUUAAUAUCAACUUUUCGGUAUUUCUUGCGAA